CACAAGGCCAUGAUGCUGGCUGGCUUACGUCCUGAGAUUGUCCUAGAUAUUUGUUCUCGUGCUUUAGCAUUCUGGACCUACCAGGUAUACCAGGAGCGGUUAUACCAGGAAUAUAGUUACAGCAAAGCAGAAGGACAUCUGAAACAGGUGGAAAAACUGUAUACUCAUCAAAUACAAAGCAAGGAUGCAGAGAUGGUUGCUAUGAAAGGUGAAGUGAACUCUUUAAAGAAAAUCUUGGAAGAAUACAAAAGAAAAUACAGCGAACUCUCAGAAAAACUGAUGGAGCGCAAUAGGCAGUAUAAUAAGCUCCAGGGAAUGUACGAUGGACUGAGACUCCGCAAUAUGACUGUAGCUAACAGAGAGGCAUCUUCAACUGGAGAUCGAGCUCAACCGGACCAGUUUAUGGGUAACUAG
Messenger RNA from Staurois parvus, 414 nucleotides. The record is from the annotation of a GenBank genome assembly. Lineage: Eukaryota; Metazoa; Chordata; Amphibia; Anura; Ranidae.